AUGCCUUACUCGACGACUAUGGGAGACCGCACUCAAUUCAUUCCUCCGCAUUUAGGAGAAAAUGUGUUACCGAAUAUGCCGUUUUUUCAUAGGUUGCUACGUUACGCGCAACGCAAGCCUUCACCCAUUGCGAUUCGAGAUCUGAACGCUGGUCUUGAAAAGACAUACCAUCAUCUUCUUUCCGAUGUUUUAGCUCUUCGCCAGGUAUUGGAGGGAAGACUUAGCACUGAAGUGCGACGUGAUUUAGCCGCAGACAAAGAAAUUUACAUUGCGUUGCUCGCCCCAGGAGGCUAUGAAUACACUGUUGGUUUCAUGACCAUUCUCGCGAUUGGCGCAGCAGUAGUGCCAAUGGCUGCUGUAUUGCCAGCCAAAGAAGCAUCCUACUUUCUUCUGAAAGCUCGAUGUGUCGCUCUACUCGCCAGUACCACCAGCGAGCAAACCGCCAAAUCAGUGGUGCAAUUUGUAUCAGAAACCAAAGGUGUACAGAUCCCUUGUAUAUCGCCUAUCGCAUCAUACUUCCAACCAACGCUCUUCCCAGCAGAUGAAGUAACCAUUUCGUCUGACCUCGUGCCCGACAUGAACGGUGCAGCAUUGGUGAUCUUCACAUCUGGCACGACAGGGCCUCCAAAGGGCGCUGUUCAGCGUCGCAGCUACCUAACUGGUAGUGGCGAAGCUGAUAUGGACCAUUACCGUAUCACAGAUCAAGAUACCGUCCUCCACGUCCUCCCCGUGCAUCACGCUUCAGGUGUCGGUUUGACAUUUCUUCCAUUCCUGACGGCUGGGGCAUGCAUCGAGUUCCGCAGUGGGAAUUUCGAUACGGCUUGGACGUGGGAACGCUGGCGUCAGGGCGGUCUUUCGUUCUUUUCUGGUGUUCCGACUAUUUAUAUGCGGAUGAUGCGAUAUUAUGAAGAGAAUAUUGCGCAUCAGCCUCCAGAGAUUCGGGAUCAGUAUAUUACUGGUGCGCGUGGUAUUAGGGCUAUGCUGUGUGGCACUUCUGCUCUUCCGGGGCCUGUUCAGGAUUUCUGGAAUCGGAUUAGGGAUAAGCCGAUCCUGACUCGAUAUGGUGCUACUGAAUUUGGAGCGGUUAUUAAGACUGAUCUUGAUUCUGAGGGUGUUCCGCAGAAUAGUGUUGGGCGUGUUGCUGAGGCUGUUUCGUUGAAGCUGGCCGAUGAUGGUCAUGUUUUGGUCAAGUGUCCUUAUAUGUUCUCCAAAUAUCUGUUUGACGAGAAAGCAACUGCGGAUGCCCAUGAUGCAGAUGGGUACUUCAAAUCGGGAGACAUUGCCCGCCGCGAAGGCAAGUAUUAUUUCAUCCUCGGUCGUGCAUCAAUCGAUAUCAUCAAAUCUGGAGGCUAUAAAAUAUCCGCAUUGGAUAUCGAGCGCGAGAUCUUGGGUCUGGAUUAUGUUUCGGAAGUCAUGGUCGUGGGUGUUGAAGACGAUGAAUUUGGUCAACGCGUUGCUGCCACUGUCAGUCUUAAGCAAGAUCGCAACGCAACUCGCAAGGACUUGACACUUGCGGAGCUUCGUGAUGACCUACGGAGUAAAAUAGCUGGGUAUAAGCUGCCGACUAUUCUUCGCGUUGUUCGGGGUGAACUUCCCAAGUCGGGGACGGGAAAGGUACAGAAGAAGAUAUUGGGGCCUCAGUUCUUUCCGUCGAACUAUCGGGAUUUACCUGAGGUUCAGACUUGGAAUAGGCAAAGUAAGGCUAAACUUUGA
This is a messenger RNA of Penicillium canescens, 1713 nucleotides long. RefSeq lists its product as uncharacterized. Gene Ontology annotation, molecular function: medium-chain fatty acid-CoA ligase activity. NCBI's taxonomy places the organism in Eukaryota, Fungi, Ascomycota, Eurotiomycetes, Eurotiales, Aspergillaceae. Bases 1 to 1713 code for a protein of 570 amino acids. The record is from RefSeq and is a predicted model, not a curated record. Gene Ontology annotation, biological process: fatty acid metabolic process. The transcript has 3 exons.